Messenger RNA from Schistosoma rodhaini, 2150 nucleotides. The record is from the annotation of a GenBank genome assembly. Lineage: Eukaryota; Metazoa; Platyhelminthes; Trematoda; Strigeidida; Schistosomatidae.
CAUGAAUAGGAUUUCAUUUGUAAAUUAUUCAACAAGUGGUUUUCGUUCGAAAAAAAAUAAUUCUACUAUUAUUUAUAUUAAACUCAUCAUAGUUUUGAUAAUAUAAUUGGACGAAAUUAUCCUAUUUCACCUUGACAUUUAAAAUGGAGGUGGAUAUAAUUGUAUCAUUAACCUAGAUACUAUUGUCUAACUAAAUAGUUAAUCAAUUAAGAUGUAUCCAAUCAAAUAUUAUCAAUUUUUUUCGUCAAUUACUAUUGUUAUUCUCCAAUUUCUUUGGUCAAAUUUCACUUUUUUUUGAUAUCGUGUGACAAAUUUUAAGUGAAAAAUUAUGAACUUAACUAAAGGAAUUAAUAAAAAGUUAAUUGCAGUUAAAAUAAAUUUUUUUUGUCAAUUUUGUGCAAUUUCUUCACUAUUUAUUUAUAUGAAUCCAAUAUUAGCUACAUAUGGCUUAAAUUCAUAUCAAUUAGGAAUUACUUCAUUAUUUUCAAAUGCUUGUUCAUGUAUUGCAAGAAUUGUAUUCGGUAUGAUUGCGGACCAUACAAAACAUCGUAAUUAUGUUUUAAUGGCUUUAUCAUCUACAUCACUUGGUUUAAUGUUGUUAUUUUUAACAAUACCAAGAAAUAAAGAAUAUGUAUUUAAUGGAAACAUAAAUGAGAAUGGAGAAUUUGUAAUGCAUUUAACACCAUUAUUAAAAAAUGACAGUCAAAAUAAUUAUAUGGAGACGCUUUUUAAUGAUGGAUUAAAUAUACCACCAUGUUGGCCGUUGGUUUUAAAACAGUGUACAUCCAAUGAAAACUUCAUUAUAUCAGAAAAGAAUUAUUACCUAAGAGCCUUUAAUACUCACAAAUUAUCAAGAGUUUAUGUUGGAAAUGAAAAUCAUUCAUAUGAUCUGUCAAUACAUAUACAACAGAAGUUUCCGUUAAAUAAGACGAUUCAACUUAGUUGUGUAGAAAUUGAAACAACGAAUGGAUCUAAUUGUGCACCACUUGUUUGCGAGCAUAUACGGGAUGCAUCAUGGUCAGUUGUGAUAACCGUUUUAAUUCUACGCUGUUUAGUUAGCUCAGCUCAUGCACCAAUUUCAAAUCUACUAGAUUCAGUAACAUUUUCAAUACUUGGAUCAGAAAAAGCACAUUUCUAUGGUAAAUCAAGAGCAUUGGGAUCAUUUGGUUUUAUGAUUGGUUCUCUAUUAACUGGUUUUGCAGUAUACCAGUAUACAUCAAUAAAUAAUCAUCAUACAAUAAAUGAAACAAACUUGAAUCUUUUAUACUAUAGUAGUAAUUCAUUAAAUAUCAAUUCAGUGAAUCCGAAUUAUAUACCAGCAAUUAUAAUCGCUUUGUUAUCAGUUGGUAUUGGUACAGUUGCAUCAAUAUUUUGUAAUUAUGAUAACACAAAUUCUGUAGAAACACAUUUUACAAAAGCAUUAACCACAGCAAUACGUUCACCAACAAUGAUCCAAUGUUUAAUGGUUGCAUUUAUGACUGGUUUGAUUAUAUCAUUUGUCGGUGAAUAUAAUUAUCUUAUUCUCACUACAAUCUAUCAUGUACCACAUUAUUUUUUAGGUUUAUUAACAACUACAGCUAUUACUGUAGAAAUACCAACACUAGUAUUUGUUUCCGGUAUCUUUGUAAAACACUUUGGUGCGAUUGUAUGUCAAGUAAUUUCACAAAUCUUGUUAACUAUAUGUUUCAUAUUUUAUACGUAUUCAACAAACUAUUGGUAUCUCUUAAUUGGUGAAAUUGCCUAUGGUAUAUCUUAUCCAAUUUUAAUGAAUGCUUUAUUAUUACAAACGGAAAAAGUUAGUUUUGAAAAAAUGAAUAAGGAUUAUCAAAUUUUAGCUAGUUUACAAGCUAUACUAACAAGUACUAUGUAUGGUUUAAGCAGUAGUUUAGGUGGACUAAUAUGGGGUUUACUAUUACAAUAUUUUAAAGCACGCACAUUAUAUUUUAUAGCAUUUAUUUACACUUCAAUUUGUGCAUUACUUUUCCCGCUUGUCGCAUAUUAUUUAAACAAAUUUAAAUGUUAAAUGGUUUUAAGUGUACUUGGAUUUCUUUUUUUUGUUUGUUUGCUCACACGAAUAAACUAUGUUAUGAUUAUAAUUUAUAAUAAAUAUUAAAUUAACAGAAGGUGGUUUUGUGGAGAUUUUAGUAAUU